Molecule: messenger RNA, 7757 nt
Organism: Triplophysa rosa
Lineage: Eukaryota; Metazoa; Chordata; Actinopteri; Cypriniformes; Nemacheilidae
Gene: sash1a
Product: SAM and SH3 domain containing 1a
Exons: 20
Coding region: 947-5437 (1496 amino acids)
Molecular function (GO): protein binding
Source: RefSeq, a predicted model, not a curated record
UCUUGCUCGAGACUGACAGCAGACCGCAACCUCUGUUACCUCAAAACCACAGCUCGUUCGCACCUUUACCUUCAUCCACUUUGCAAAAAAGUCACAAAGUUUAAAACGAUACGGAUUAAAACAGGCUAUAUAUUCAUUUUCGGAAACGGCUUGCCAGUGUUUUAGCUCGCGGCGAUUUACCUCAAACUCCGCCAAACAGACAGUUUGACAGCGCGUGCCCAAAUUUGAUGCGCGUCGGCUCGCCAAACGUCGCCACGUUGAGGAAACCGAUCUUUUGCUCCGCCGACACGCCGCCAACGCGAUUAGACUGCUCAGCAAAUAGCGGCAAGAACUCUGAAACCACAUGUGCUCGUCUCCAAACCGGAGAGACGCGGUUUUAUUUGUCUUCUGAGAGAAAAGAGUUGGCUGCAAGCCGCACUGACAGACACAAGGGGAGGACGGAGGGCUCGUGAGAGGAGCGUUAAGACCAUUGGAAAUACACGCGGUGGGUAACAUUUACGUCUGUUUUGGCACUACUGCAUGAACAGUUGAAUUAGACGAGGAAAAUGUAGUCUGUGUGGGUGACUUUCGAAGCUAAGAGGAGGAAAACGUUCUCGGUGAAUGGCGCUUUAAACGUGAAGAAGAGAGGUCGGUAGUUGUGGAAUAUUCAAUGUAAAUAGCUGUGACAAGUUGAAUGGUCUCAACAUUGCCGUUAUUAAUAAGCGCUGAAGUGCCCAACUCAAAUCAAAAGCUGCAUGACGUACUUUAACUUGGAAAACAAUGUCUUUAAAAUGCUUCUUCUAAAUGUUUCUCCAUUGUGACCUGAACAUUUUGAAUGAAGAUACAAAGAUGGGCCGUUCAUUUCGAUGGCAAUAGUAACGUGACGCGCACGCGCUGGGGAGAGCCAGUCACCUGCUCACAAAGGUAAACACACCUUUACAGAUCCGAGCUUUAAACUUCAUUCAAAAUGAUGACCAGCGGACCCAACAUCGUCUACGAAUGGUUGAAAACCCUUCAGCUGUGUCAAUAUGUCGAGGCUUUUGUGGAUAACGGAUACGACGAUUUGGAAGUUUGCAAGCAGAUAGGAGAUCCAGACUUGGAUGCCAUAGGUGUUUUUAUACCGCACCACCGGCAGCGGAUUCACGAUGCGGUGAAGAGGUUAAAAGACGAUGACAAGGAAACUGCGACUGGGCUUUAUUUUACCCUGGAGCCGAUGCCCGCGGUCUCACCUAUGUACACGAGUCGCAUGGCGGAGCAGUAUGAUUCUAGGAUGCGGGGCUCCAGGUCAUGGACCGAGCAAAGCAGUGACAGAGCCGGCCGCAACGUGGGCUACAUGGGGGCGCCUAGGAAUUUGACCCUGGGCCACCGCAAGGAGCUGGAGAUCUACCCAAAAUUGAAGCUGAAGAUAAUGGUCAGGGACAAACUCAUUAGGGACGGAAUAAAUCUUGCCAGGCCGCCAUACUCUAAUAAGGACGGCUCGCUGGGUAACAUCGAUGACCUGGCACAAGAGUACUCGGAGUACUACAACACAUACUUCAGUGACGUCAGCGAUCGGAUGGAGGAGCUACGGAAGCGGCAAGUCUCUCAAGAGGUAGACAUGGAAAAAGCAGACACAAGCUCUGGAUCUUUACAGAUGUGCUCAGACAUCCAGGAAUCAUUUGGCUUCAGCAGUGAAGUGUCCACUCCAGAGACAGAGAGAAAAAUUGCUCUGCACAAGUCCAGCUCUGAGGAUGGAUCAGGAAAGUGGGACAACAAGAAGAAAAACAAAUCCUUCUGGCAGAACUUCCGAAAGUCACAGAAAGGGGUCACAAGGCAAACGUCAAAAGGAGAGGACAUUGGCUAUGUGGCCAGUGAUAUCACCAUGAGCGAUGAAGAACGGAUCCAGCUGAUGAUGAUGGUCAAAGAGAAGAUGAUCACAGUGGAAGAGGCGUUGGCACGGUUAAAGGAAUAUGAGAGGAACAGACAUUUGAGCUGCAGUACAGACACAUCAGAGUGGACUGAUGGACCCAGUCCCACUGUUAACCUCUCCUCCACCUGCAAUUCUGUGGAGCAGUCAGACGAGGAACAGGAGGACUCGGUGAAGUUCAAGAGGCUUCAUAAGCUGGUCAACUCAACUCGACGUGUCCGCAAGAAACUCAUCAAAGUGGAUGACAGCAAAAGGCACGAUUCACAAGAUUCCCUGAGUCUGGAUGCAACUCCCCUAUGUGACGACUUAAACGCACUCUACGCGGGAAUCCACAAAAAGCCGCCCGUGUGCACAGACACCUCUUUGUCCUCCCUUGCCCAAGAACAGCUCUCUCUGGAUGGAGACACGGACAGUCUGACCACCUCUCCCUCAACCAGCAGCCUUGAGGCCUGGAAAGCUGCUCACAAUCUUGUGAAGACCCCCAGCGCGCACCCCCACGGUCUGAUCCGCCCGCCGCGGAAGAGCAGUGACGGACCUGGACUGGGUUUGGCUUGUAGUGGUUCCUCCUUCUCCGAAUUGGAAGGUGUUGGAGACGACAACUCCAAAGUCUCCCGCUCGGCAACAGACGGAGAAAUGCAAAAAGCUUUGUCAUCUCUAUCUCACGGGGUAAGUACCGACAGCGUCUACGCCUUUUACGGCCUCACUAGGCCCCGCCCAAAGCCACACCCCCUUUUGGUGUCUUUAGAUGACAUUAACAACACCAAGCGGCCGCCCGUCUCCACAUGGCAGCGCAAUAAACCCGACCCGAACUACGCGUACUCCACCAAGCACCUGCUCUACCAACGUUCCUGUAAUGCUCAGAAAACCAGCGCCCCCACCUCACCUCCUGUUCGGGAGCUCCCGUUGGCCAGAGAGAAGGGGAAGAGCUGCGGGAGCGGUGUAGUGGGCAGCUGGUUGUUUCCGCCCAGGCGUCUGAAGGGGAGGACGGCGGUUAGCGAGCUCAAUAUCACGUAUGUGGUGGAACGCAGCCUGUACGGCCACUUGAAUUGGACCGGGCUGGUUAGACCCGUCACGCUGAGCAAAGCAGACAGACGCUGGCUCCUGGAGGACGAAAAAGAUGCGAACAGGAAGUGGGCGUCCAGCAUGGAUCGCUGCACCAAGCGGGUGCUCUUACGCAUCCAGCAGAAGUCUAGAACGUGUAGCUUCGGAGGAUUCGACCUGUCUAAUCGUUCCCUACAUGUGGUCAACACAGCGUCUGAGGCGAGCGAGGCUCUGUACAGAGAUCCUGUUAAAUCGCCCACCACGUCCCGCAUCUCUCUAGGGAAGAAAGUCAAGUCUGUCAAAGAGACGAUGAGGAAACGCAUGUCCAAGAAAUAUGCAGGGUCUCUCUCUGAACAGUCCAGUCUAGAUGGGACACCCAGUUGUCCUCAGUCUCCUCAACCAGACACAGACUCUCUGGAGAAACCCAAACUGAAAGCAGGAGGGUCUGUAGAGAGUCUGCGCAGCUCCCUUAGCGGACAGAGCUCCAUGAGUGGCCAGACAGUGAGCACCACAGAUUCAUCCGCCAGUAACAGAGAGAGCGUAAGAAGCGAAGACGGUGAUGACGAAGAGCCUCCGUACAGAGGUCCGUUCUGCGGCCGGGCACGAGUACACACCGACUUCACACCCAGUCCUUAUGAUUCAGAUUCCCUCAAGCUCAAGAGAGGAGAUGUGAUUGACAUCAUCAGCAAGCCGCCCAUGGGCACGUGGAUGGGUCUGCUCAAUAAUAAAGUGGGCACGUUUAAGUUCAUCUACGUGGAUGUGCUGGCUGAGGAAGAGGAGAAACCCAAGCGAGCGGUUCGCAGGAGGAGGAAGGGCAGGCCGCCUAAACCCAGCUCUGUAGAGGAGCUCCUGGAGAGGAUAAACCUGAAAGAGCAUAUGCCGACGUUUCUGUUUAACGGCUAUGAGGACUUGGACACAUUUAAGUUAUUAGAGGAAGAAGAUCUGGAUGAACUUAACAUCAAAGACCCUCAACAUAGAGCUGUACUGCUGACUGCUGUUGAACUCCUGCAGGAUUACGACAGUAGCAGCGAUCCGGAACGCAGCGCCCUCUCUGGCUCCCAGGAGAAACUCCCCUGUGAGGGGCGUGGCCUCAUGGCCGACUCGCCACGGGACUCUGGUUGCUACGAAAGCAACGAAAACCUAGAGAAUGGAAAGAGUCGUAAGACAUCACGCCACAGUCGGCGAUCAUCUGGAUUUGAUAGUGGGGUCAUGAAGUCUCCAGACUAUCCUACUCUCCCUAUGACUCAUUCCACUGAAGCUCUCCAACAGCAGGCCAAGAAAGAACGCAAGUUCCCGAAGACCUUCCUUCCCCGGCCCAUAAAGGGCUUAAGUCUGCGAAACCUUGGUCUCAAGAAGGGAUCCAAAGUAGGACAGACCUCCCGCAUGCCGGUCAGCCGUAGCUGUGAGGAGCUGGAUGGCCCUCAGGAGACCCCUGAGUCCUGGAAGCGUUCACAUUCGUUAGGGGAUCUACGUUGGGAACAUGCCUACGAUCAGAGGAAGGACCACCAGGUGCAGAACAAGAAGCAAAGCAGCAAGAAAGAGGAAGUAAAAGCAGAUCCUGUAAAAUCAAAACCAGAGCAGGGUGGAGAUACGUCUGGAAGAGAGACGAGCUCAGUGGAGAGACCCACGGUUCCCACACAGCUGUCCCUCAGCCCGGUCAGAGCCCUGCCUGCUGUUCCCUCAAACCGUCAACCGGUCUCUGCCCCGACCAGCCCGGCUCCACGAACUCACCCUAAAAAACCACCCGUUCCACCUCCCGUGCCUGCUAAGAAGUCCAAAGAACGUCUGCCGAAUGGUUUGCGCCACCCUCCGCUGGUUCUGUCAGGUUCAGUGCCAAAUACACCAACCCUACCACCGAAACCCAUAAGCUCCCCAGCCACCCCCUCUGGGGGUACACCAUCAACCCCAGUAUCACCGGGUGAUCCUGGAAGUCCACCAGCUCUUAGUCCACCCUGGUUUUCUGACCUGUCUGGAUCAGCAUGUCCUCAGAUCCACGGAGCAAAAGUAGCCCUCAACAGGAAGACCUCACAUGCCAAAAUGGUCGACAUGGAGAGUUUACUGGAAGAGAGAAUGCGAUUAGAAGGCAUUGACCUCACAGAAGAGCCGUAUUCUGAUAAGCACGGUCGGUGUGGUAUUCCUCGGCUCUUAGUACAGAGAUACUCAGAGGACUUUCAGCUGCCAGUUAAGGACGUGGCGUCCAGUCUGGAUCAGAUCAGAGUUAAACAACUGCGCAAGGAGCAUCGCAUGGCUAUUCCCUCAGGAGGUUUGACCGAAAUAUGUCGUAAGCCAGUGUCUCAUGUUCACGUGAUCUCCGUUUCUGAUUGGCUUGUGUCAAUUGGAAUGCCCAUGUAUUGUGCCCCUCUAAUGGCUGCAGGCUUUGACACUCUGGGCCGGGUGUCAUCCUUGAACGAGGCAAGCGCGAGGGAGGCGGGGCUGAAGGAGGAGCAUCACAUACGUAUUCUUCUCAUCGAGGCUCAGCUAAUCACAGCCAACAGUUCAGUACAGUCAUAAAACAGACGUGAGCUUAUAUAACUGAUAUGAAAUUGAUGAAACUCAUCUGCCAGGCAAAGGUACAUGCCUGGGGGUGUACAAGAGCAACAACUGCCCUAGCUGUUGCAGUAUAUCAAGAAUCAAUUUCCAAUAUCUGUCUUCUGGUAUUCUCACAGCUGUCUGACGCUUACAGAAAUGACUGAUUUGGCGUCCUAGGACUGUUACUGAGGGCUUUUCAACAGAUGUUUCUAUAGAAACAUCUAGAUUGGCUCGCAUAAACUGCCUGUCGAGAGAAAGCACAGUUUUUUCAGAGAAUUUAUGCUUUUGUAUGACUUAAAGACUGUUCUAAACUCCUUUUUCACUUUUUUCAUAAAGUGUGAAAUUUAUUUAGAAAAAGCUGUAAAGGAAAAAUGUGUUGAAGGACAUCAAGUAUGGAGAGUAUGUCACCUGGCCAAAGCAAUUUAAUUUCAUCCAGGUUUUGUUAAUAUAAUAUUACUUUUGUCUCAAAGCAUAUGUAUAUUAAAUAUGUACUGUAUAUCGAAAGAAAUUUCCUCUUCGGUGAGUCAUGUAAAGGGUAUAUGUAGAAAAUUCUCAAUAGCAUGAUAUUGCCAUAUGGGGAUAGUUAGAGUAAUGUACAUUUUGAUUUCAGGCCAAUGGUUCGCCAUUGUUUUUGCAGGUAUGUAUUAUGUUUGUGUAGAGAGUGAUGAAACCAUUUCAUGAACCAUUUCUCACGGUCACAUUUUAAAGCAUCACUUUUUAUAUUCUGCUUAACAUAAUACUGUAUAUUCAAAGCACAUGUAAUCUUUUGGCACAGAAUAUCCAAAAACAUGACUUACUCAUCAGCUACAGGAUAUAAAUGUUUAUUAAUGCUUACAUAAGAUCAGUUAUAUGUUGCCUCUGUUAUCUUGAAAAUUAUACUGAUGGGCAUUGCGUACCUCUUUACCAUACUCAACUCGUACAUCAUACAGCUGUAAUAUGCUUGCUGAAGUGAAAUAUGUUUUUUGUCCCAGAUUUCCUUGCACUUUGAUUGAGGUAUUGAAGACAUUUUUUAAUUUUUAAAAAGCUUCUAAGGCCUUGAAGUACAAGCAAAUCGAUGCAAAUCAAGACAUAUGCAUGCCUUUAAAGGAUUUCGCAAUGUUUCCUGCUACCAGAACAUGUAGUAGUACAGUUGUGUGCAUGCAGUUGCACAGAUAUUGUAAAUUCCUCUUAAGAUUUUUUGUCACAUGAGGUCUGUGUUAACUGUGGGAUGGACAAAAUAUUUCUCACACAUCUGGUGUUGGUUGGGGGCGUUCUCUGAGACAGACAGACAGCAUCUGGCAAACACUUCUCCUAAAAUAAAAAAUGAGCGAUAGCUGACUUCUGUUAGUUACGUUUAGGCAUUCGUAUGAUGUCAUCGCAACUCACUGGUUUAAAGAAUUACAUCACUCCAAGUUAAGCACAACCAAGCAAGUUUCGGGCUAUUUUUGACUGAGCUGACACAAAAGUGAUCAUUUCAUUAGAUUUCUUUCCCCCCACAACAAAAAUGAAAUUGUCUUUUUGACAAUUAUCUUAUCAAUGACAAAUAUCUUUUUCACCAUAAUUGAUGAAGAAUCAUAAUAGUUUUUCUUAUUCUGUUCACUCUUUUGUAUCUGAUGCAGCACAAUGUAUAGACUGUAACCAUUUUCAGGGUUAACAAUGGAAUUUAAAAUAUAGAGUCAAUAGAUUCGAUUAUAUCAGAAUGGAUGCCUCCAUAUUUCUUUUAGCGUGGGCUUGGAUAAUGAUGCUUUUUAUGUCAUUUAAAAUAUAUAUAAUUUGAUGUUACUGUAAAAAUGCACUUUAUUAAAGAAAGAUUUUUUCCAUUGUAGAGAAAAUUACAUAACAAAUUAACAUUUUAAUACAGGAUGUAAGCAGAUUUGCAUUCAGGUCAUAUGUAAAAGGUUGAGGUGCAUUGUGGCAGUCUCUAACAAAGAAUGUAAAAUUUCCAAUUCUUGUUGAAAAAUUCAUUAAAAAACUCAUUAAAGAACUAACCAUGACCAGUUAAUUAUUUGAAAGAUGGGAAAACUGGGUUGUAAUUACAUAUCUGAAUGAUUAACAGAAGUUGCACAUUCUGUAUAUGUAAUUGAUAUUUAAAUAACUUAUUUUUUAUUUUACAUCAACUGUAAUUAUUAGCUGUACUAUACAUCAUAGAGCAAUACCCUUCCGUCUGGUUAGCCGUGCUUCAAUAACCAUUGUAAAAUAUAUGUAUAAAAAUGAUUUUAUCUGGUUUCAGUUUGCUAAUGAUUGUCUAGAAAAUUUUGCUUGAAUAUUUACAAAGAAAUGUCUUAAAAUAUUUGUCACUUUGAGGUGUAAUAAAAAAGAAUAU